Messenger RNA from Lasiosphaeria miniovina, 870 nucleotides. RefSeq lists its product as uncharacterized. The coding region runs from base 1 to 870 and encodes 289 amino acids. The record is from RefSeq and is a predicted model, not a curated record. Lineage: Eukaryota; Fungi; Ascomycota; Sordariomycetes; Sordariales; Lasiosphaeriaceae. Gene Ontology annotation, molecular function: gamma-glutamylcyclotransferase activity. The transcript is spliced from 2 exons.
AUGGGCACCCGCCUCUACUUCGCCUACGGCAGCAACCUCUCCCUGGACCAAAUGGCCGCGCGCUGCCCGCAAUCCACGUUCCGCGGCCGGGCCGUGCUGCCCGACUUCCAGUGGCAGAUCAACCAGCGCGGCGUGGCCAACAUCGUGCCGCGGGCCGGCAGCAGCGUGCACGGGCUGGUGUACGAGCUCGGGGCCGGCGACGAGAAGCGGCUCGACCGCAACGAGGGCGUGCGCGCCGGCUUCUACAGCAAGGCACUACUGCCCGUCGUGCUGCACCCCGCCACCGAUGCGCUGCAGAUGCGCACGGCGCGCAUCGUCACCAUGGGCGGCGCCGCCGGCGUCGUGCACGACUUUGACAAACUGGUCGGACUAGGAAGCCGCCCGCGGGCGAGGUUGGAGCCCGAAGUGCUUGUCUAUGUUAGCGAGACGUACGUGCAGACGGGCGAGCCGCGCGACGAGUAUGUGGAUCGCAUGAAUAGGGCGAUGGAGGACGGGGUUGCCAUGGGGAUCCCCACGGCUUUUUUCCUGAAUACCGUGCGCGAGCAUAUCCCGAGCCGGCCAGCGCCGGCGCCAGCCCCGAGCCCGCGCCCUGCGUACCGGCCGCAGCCGAGGGAGAGGUCGUGGCCGCCGAUGGCAGCGGCGCCCCGCGCUCCCGAUGGGUACACGUACAGAAGACCUACGACACUGGGGAGGAGGACUGGUGGGGACGACGCAUACGAGUACGAGUACGAGCAUCCACGGCGCCCACUGUCGCGGGCGGCGAGGGAUUAUGUCUAUACUUCCUACUAUGCUGGCACUCCGGUCAUUCGGACGGUGUCGCCGGAUGCUAGCCAGUAUCCCGCUAGGGGCCGCUGGAGCUCUGCACUGUGA